AUGGCAGCCCCUUUUGAGAAGACGGAGGCGAUCGAAAUUGACGAUGCCCACGAUGAGAUUGGUCGGAUUGAUGCCCUAGCCACGGCUCCUGGGACCACGCUCGAAUCGUUUGCCCAUCUCGACCAGAAGAAGAUACUGAGAAAGGUGCGCGAACAUGCCGAUACACUCAAGCAAGCUGAGUGGGCACUGACUCACCCUCAGAUGGAUAUGCGUUUGAUCCCAAUGCUGGCGCUUCUCUACCUGCUCUCGUUUCUCGACCGCGGCAACAUCGGGAACGCCAAGAUAGAGGGCCUCCAAGAGGACCUGGGGAUGACUGCAGACCAGUACAACUGGUGCCUCACCGUAUUCUUCUUUACAUAUGCGGCAUUCGAAGUACCCAGCAAUCUACUGCUCAAGCGCCUGCGUCCGAGCCGUUGGCUCCCUCUCAUUAUGGUGGCUUGGGGUACGGUGAUGACGUUGAUGGGGAUCGUGCAGAGCUACGGAGGCUUGGUAGCUGCGAGAUUGUUUCUUGGUGUCGCUGAGGCCGGUCUUUAUCCUGGAUGUGCUUACUACUUGACAAUGUGGUACUGUCGACACGAGAUCCAGCUGCGUCAAGCCAUGUUCUUCAGCGCUGCCUCCAUCGCAGGAGCCUUUAGUGGUCUCCUAGCCUUUGCGAUCGCCAAGAUGGAUGGGGUUGGUAACCUGGAAGGAUGGCGAUGGAUCUUCAUUCUGGAAGGCAUCGUCACGGUCAUCGUUGCCAUCGCGGCCUUCUUUAUCCUUCACGACUUCCCCGAGACUGCAACCUUCCUCACAGAAGAGGAGCGAGCGUUCGUAGUCUUCCGUUUGAAGUAUCAAGGCCAGAUUCGAAGCGAGGAAGCGGGACGCGCACAGGUCGCCCAAGCUGAAGAGUUCCAGUGGAAAUACGUCUGGGCAGCAUUCAAAGACUGGCAGAUUUGGGUUAAUCUUUUCUUGUAUUGGGGUAUCGUAUGCCCGCUGUACGGCAUCAGUUUGUUCCUUCCAACGAUCAUCAGAAACCUAGGCUAUUCUUCGAGCACUGCUCAGCUCAUGACCGUUCCGAUCUACAUCACCGCCGCUGUUCUUGCAGUCAUCUCCGCUUAUCUGUCGGAUCGCGCCGGGAGACGUAGCCCUUUCGUGAUUGGGUUCCUUCUGUUGAUGAUCAUUGGGUUUGCAAUGUGUAUUUCCUCAUCGAACCCUCGAGUGGUCUACGGCGGCGUGUUCGUGGUAACCUGCGGAAUCUACCCGGCCUUCCCGGGUAUGAUCACCUGGCUAUCCAAUAACCUCGCAGGCAGCUACAAGAGAAGUGCCGGCAUGGCUAUUCAGAUCGGCGUGGGCAACCUCGGCGGUGCGAUGGCUUCCAACUUCUACCGCCAGAAGGACUCUCCCAGGUACAUUCUUGGUCACGCUUUGGAGCUAGGGUUCAUAAGCACCGGUAUCGUCGCGGCGUUCAUCUUGAUCGCGGGAUAUGCUGCUAUCAACAAGAAGAGGUACAAAUCAUUACAAAAUGGAGGGGAGGCACAGUUCUCCCCCGAAGAGCUGUCCGCACAAGGCGAUAAGGCGGUCACAUUUACGUACAUGUACUGA
Messenger RNA from Anthostomella pinea, 1581 nucleotides. The record is from the annotation of a GenBank genome assembly. Lineage: Eukaryota; Fungi; Ascomycota; Sordariomycetes; Xylariales; Xylariaceae.